Molecule: messenger RNA, 2076 nt
Organism: Trypanosoma conorhini
Lineage: Eukaryota; Euglenozoa; Kinetoplastea; Trypanosomatida; Trypanosomatidae
Exons: 1
Coding region: 1-2076 (691 amino acids)
Source: RefSeq, a predicted model, not a curated record
AUGCGGGCCAGUAGCGGCUCAAAGCGACGGCCUGCAUCGCGCUCCCCCUCCCCCACUCCGCGCGAGGGUGCGGCGGCAGUCACUGUUCGUCGCGCAACCGGGAGUGCGCAGCGCGAGAAAGAGUCCGAGAAACUACGCGGUAAAUCAGCUUCACGAAAGCGAUCUCCGAGUGCGCGUGGGGGCGGAAGCGCGCAGCGGAAGCAAAAAGGUAGACCCAACCGCGGUACUGCGGCUCGUCCCAUCUCACCUGCCCGUGGGGCAGCAGGCGGGGGGAAUAAGGGCGUGGGAAGCGCUGGACGGCCAAAGGGGGGCGUCUCUCGUGUCACGGUGGACGUGUCCGUUGCCCGCCUGCAAAAAUGGUUCCGUGUGUUGAUUUUGCGAGGCGUCAUAAAGCGCAGGGGCCUCUUGGCCGAAAGGAUUAGUGACUCUCUCCAUGUGCAGCAGCGUCUUUGGGAACUUCGUGUGCGUAGGGCAAAACGUCUCCUGUCCGAGGCGUUUAACGCAUGUGCCCUGCGUCUUCGUGGUGGUUUGGAGACGACGGAUACGAAAGGGAACGAGCCUGCAGUGAACUUGGUGAACGCCUUUAUACGUGCAAAGAGGGAUAUUCUUUGGCGGACCCAACAGUUGCAGAGAAGUUGGCAGCAGGCGGUGAGAGUUAUUGAAAGAGCGUGGAUAAAAUCUGCCUUCUUCUGUCAUAUUCAACAAAUUUAUCUGGAGCGUAAAAGGCAGCGACUUGUUAUUCAGCAAGAGGCGAUUGAAAGGCGUGAUUACAUUAGGCAGCGGUUGCUAUUUCUUGUAGAGUGCCAUCAACGGUGUUACAACCAUCCUUUGUUGCUGGAGGCAGGAGCUGCCGUGCGGAAACUGGAGUGGUGGGAGCGUGUCGUGAUGGAGAGCUCUGGAAGUUGUACGGAAAGGAAUUUUUCUGCCGCAGCGUUGAAUGAUGAGGCUCUGGGGGAAGUAUCCCCAGUUCCAGAGCGUAAAACUUCUAUCGUUGUGCCAUCGUCACACCCCCGCACGUCCUCGCUGGUUACCGCGCCGCGGUACUUUGUGUGCCCGGAUGCUUCUCAAAAUGUGUGCUGGGCCAAUGCGGGGAAGGAAGAAGAGCCCAUAGCUCCUACGACGCAUGCGCCCUCCACCAAGCAUCGCUUCUAUGUACGAGCUGACACGGCCUUCGUGAAUGGCCUCUUGCAGGAGAUGGGGCAGUUGGCUUUUCCAACCUCAAUGGGUUUGCGCCCAAAGGCUCUUGUGUCAACUCGAAAUUCCUUGGACAAUGUUGUCGCCACCGCGUGUACGGCGCGUGUACAGAACACCGAGCACGCCUCCGAGCUUGUGGAUGGCCAACUUGUGUGGGUCGGGGGAUCCCUCUUGCGCGCGUGCCUGCAGCCGCUGCCGCUUUUUCAAGAACUCUGCCUGUGGUUUCGCUCCAGGGAACUUGCGGAGCGAAAAAAAGGGCAGACAGCAUCGUCGUGGUGCGCCGCUGGCGAUGCUGUCAGCGCGUCCUUUAUCCACCCUGUGCCGCGGAAAAGGGGCCGGGAAAAGAAUCUGGCGCCAAUGGACCUCAGUGUGAGCGUGUCAUCGAUGGGGAAGGCGUGGGCCGACUUCUACCUCUUCCUGGACCUCACAGCGGAUGGGCUGAGCUCCGCUUCGUGCAGCACCAGCACCUCUGCCGCCUGCUCGCUGCCGUCGCAGGCACCCUACCGAAGGAGCAGGGGAUAUUUCUACUCCCGGAGUCGAGGUCGGGUCUCGCUAGACACUCUUGUAGCGGCACGAGAAGCUUCAGAGGCACCGGUGUCAAGGAAAUCGUCCACGCCCACCCCACCUUGUACAGGAGAGGCCCCAGCGAUACUAUCUUCAAAGAAGUUUCUUGGAAGUGAAUUUGACGUCAAGUAUGAAAUUGAGCGCCUCUUUGUGCGCGAGUGUCAUCGGCGAGCAAAACUGCAGGACGAGUACAAUGCCGAGGUGGUUGCUUUGGGCUGGAUUAUUCAUAGAGAGCAGUUGACAACGGUGAAUGCUGGAGGGGCCAAGAUGACAGACAAAAAGCAGUCAUUCCAAAAGGCGGAUGCGUCUCGCUCUUAG